Messenger RNA from Alligator mississippiensis (American alligator), 1785 nucleotides. RefSeq names its product F-box and WD repeat domain containing 4 (gene FBXW4). Bases 582 to 1595 code for a protein of 337 amino acids. The record is from RefSeq and is a predicted model, not a curated record. The transcript has 9 exons. Gene Ontology annotation, biological process: SCF-dependent proteasomal ubiquitin-dependent protein catabolic process. Gene Ontology annotation, cellular component: SCF ubiquitin ligase complex. NCBI's taxonomy places the organism in Eukaryota, Metazoa, Chordata, Crocodylia, Alligatoridae. Gene Ontology annotation, molecular function: protein binding.
UGGGAGCGGGGCCCGCGGGGGCCGCUCGGUGCCGGCCCAUGGGCCGCGCGCUCGGCGCUGCACAUGCCACAAACCCCCGCUUGCUGCCUCCCGCCUUGCUGGAAAGCCCCUCGUCAAAAAACGAGCGGAAACGACAAGCCGGCGUCUGGCGAGGGGGCUCGGCGGUGUUGCAGGGCCGGCGCCAGCCUGCCUGCGCUGGGAGACCGAUCCGGGCAGGGCUGCAGAGGAAGCCGCUCUCCAGCCCCCGGGGUUGCAGUAUCCUUUGGGGACCCCCUGUUUUUAGGAGGCUGUUUUAGUCUUUCUAGGAACGUGGGCUGUUCGGGGGUAUCAUUUUGGGGGUCACUUCCUGGCCCUCGUUGGCGUCGGUGCCUGGAUGCAGGGGGCUGAUGUGAAAGGCCUUUGGGAUUGGGGCUCGGACUCGGACUUAAAUACCGCCUCCUUGAAGACGACAAGACACGUGUCUCGAGUUCCUGCUGACCCGUGUCACGGCCAUCGCGAGCGGACGCGACGGCCCAGUCGACCAAAAGAAAGCUUGGGCUACCGGGCGAGGCGGGAAGUUCCCAUUCCUCGAGGUUGAGGAAAUGUUAGGCCGUCUAGUCUCACUUCUGGUAUGGACCAGAGCACCUGGCAUUCCCGUGAAGCACCGGGUGAAGGUCUCUCAGAACUGGAAGCACGGCCGCUGUCGCAGGGAGACGCUGCUGAAAUGGAAACGCAACUUGAUGCCCUGGAUGCAGCUGGAUGGCGAGUGUCUGUACCUGUCCCAGGCGGAGGACAUCGGGGCCUACCGGCUUCGCCCCGACAGGGCAGGCAUACAGCGCCACCCCCAUGCCAUCUUCUCCGGCCACCAGGAGGAUGUGUGCCGUUUUGUUCUUGCCGACUCGCACAUUGUCAGCGGAGGCGGGGAUGGCAAUAUCAUCCUCCAUGAGAUGCACGGCUCCUACAGCGUCAAGUUCUCGGCACAUGAGCAGGAGGUGAACUGCGUGGAUUUCCGAGGGGGCAUCAUCGUGAGCGGGUCACGGGACAGGACAGCCAAGGUUUGGUCCCUGUCGCCAAGCAGAGCUGGCCAGUGCUUGCACACGAUACAGACAGAGGACCGGGUCUGGUCCAUCGCCAUUAGUCCGUUGUUAAGCUCGUUCGUGACCGGGACCGCUUGCUGCGGACACACCUCACCUCUGCGCAUCUGGGACUUGGAGAGCGGGCAGCUCGAGACCUGCCUAGGAACCGACUUCCACCGUGGUGCUGGCGUCCUGGAUGUCCUCUACGAGACGCCCUUCUCCCUGCUUUCCUGCGGCUACGACACCUACAUCCGCUACUGGGACCUGCGGGCCAGCACGCGGAAAUGUGUCCUGGAGUGGGAGGAACCCCACGACAGUGCCCUGUACUGUGUCCGGAGUGACGGGAACCACAUGCUGGCCAGCGGCUCCUCCUAUUACGGCGUCGUGCGGGUCUGGGACAAGCGGCAGAGCCGGUGCCUGCAGAGCUUCUCCCUGUCGUCGCCCACCAGCAGCCCCGUGUACUGCCUGUGCUUCAACACCACCCACCUCUACGCCGCCCUGGCCUCCGCACUGCACGUCCUCGACUUCACGGCCCCCUGAUGCCCACCCAGCACAGCAGGACACUCAGCUCAGGGACUGCUGGGUGGGGACAGAGGCACGUGGCCCUGGACACGUCUCAUGGGGAUGUUGGCUGCUGGAGGGAGUGUGGAGGGGGGCCGGCAGCCUCUCCUCCACCUGCCUUAGACAUCAAUAAAGACCAAGGGGCCUUUGCUCCUUUCAGUCUGUGCCA